CGACAAUAAAACAAACUACUUUUACCUAUCAUUCUUGAAUGUAUCAAGUUGUCCACCCGUCUCAGCAUUCACAAAAAGCUCGAAAUUUCUCAAAUUUCAAUACAAUUCAAAAGCGAAAACUUCAUUGCUUUAAGGUUAAUCUUCUGAUUAUUGGCAAUUUAUUAUCAACGUAGUAAAAUACCUCGCAGGAAUGGUCAUGGAGGCUCCCCCAUCGCCCCAGAGUGUAGGACGAGAAUUUGUACGACAGUAUUACACUUUACUCAAUGAAGCCCCCACGCAUUUACACCGCUUUUACAACAAUCAGUCUUCGUUCGUGCAUGGUGGUCUUGACCCUCCCAACCGUGAGACCAGUCCCAUGAUUGGUCAAAAGCAGAUACACCAAAAGAUUCAGCAACUGAACUUUCGUGACUGCCAUGCGAAAAUUACUCAGGUUGAUGCUCAAGCAACAUUGGGUAACGGAGUUGUGGUACAAGUCACUGGGGAAUUGUCGAAUGCAGGUCAACCGAUGAGACGUUUUACGCAAACUUUUGUUUUGGCUGCUCAAAGUCCGAGAAAGUAUUACGUGCAUAAUGAUAUUUUUCGGUAUCAGGAUGAAAUUGUUUCUGAUGAUGAAUGUGAACCGGAAUCCCGUUCCGAAAAUGAGGAUGACUUGGUGCAGGAACGUCCUAUCAUGAAUGAGGUUUCUCAAAUCGCCCAACAACCCAUGUCUUAUUAUAACCCUAACAGUGCUCCUUUACAACCCAAUAUGCCUCCUGUAUCUCACCAUCAUGCGCAACAGCCGACUAACAUUACUCAUGUUAUCCCUCCUCAACCUGUUAUUGCUACUGUAAAUGGAAGUCUUCAUCCUGAUGAUAUCAAUGCUUUACAAGGUGGGCAAUUGCCACAUGUAACGCCCGUACAAGGUCAAAAUAUUGGAAAUCCAAUGGUAAACAUGCAACCAACAUUACCACCAUCAAGUCCCUUAUUGCCACCUGAGGAAAAUCCGCAAUCUACCAUUGAAGAACCAGCUGUAGAUGUUUCAUUAGAUAAUAAUUACUUAUCUGUACAAGAUUCUAUGGAAGCUGCUGAUCUAAAUCAGGACAUUGCUUUAUCAAAUGAACCAAAAACUUACGCGACGCUCGUGAAGUCUGGGGGCACUACAAACUUUUCAGCAAAUGUUAUCCCAUCUAGCGGUGGAUAUAACAAUCCACCAAAGUCUUUGUCCCCACCUUUACCACAGACUCGAUAUGACGCUCGCGAUCAAUCAAUAACCUCUCCUCAAAUGGGAAAUCAGAAUACUUCAGGACAGCGACUAAAUUCCAAUCGUGGACCUCGAAAUAAUCAGCCUCGUCCACCAAGGCAGGACUCUCGUUCUACAUCUGGAGGAAAAACGUUUAUGGAUACUGAUAAUGCUGUGAAUUACGAUGAUCGGCGACGCUCGCAAGGACACGGAAACUCCUUUGGGGAUAAUCAUCAACUUUUCCUUGGAAAUGUUCCCCAUAUUGCCACAGAGGAUGAAUUACGUGACAUAUUCUCCGCAUUUGGACAAAUUGUGGAUUUACGAAUUCACAGUAAACCAAACGCAAAAGCUACAACACCUGGAGUGCGAGCACCGCCGAAUUACGGCUUUAUUACAUAUGAAAAUCAACAGGCAGUGCAAGCUUGUUUAGCCGCAAAACCCAUAUACUAUCCAGAGAAAAAUUCAGAAAAAGCUGUCAUGCUAAAUGUGGAAGAAAAGAAAAUAAAGGACAGGGUACCGUAUGGCAAUCGGCCGCCAUCAGAUAAUAUGGGUGGGAUGAGGCCUCGCGAUAAUGGGCAACAACGACGUCCAGGUCCACCACGUGGUGGCGGAGGUGGUAAUGGACCUGUGGGUGGUCCCCCAGGUCGUCCCAACAGUUUCAACAGGCCACCACAAAAUCGUGGCAACAACACCGCGUACAAUAAUCGCCGCUAGCUAUUUACAUUUACCUACAAGAAUAAUUGUUUCAUUCAUCUGCAGUGCUGUCACAACAGGCAUCAACAAACUUUUUUUAUCAGUCUAGUUCGUGAGUGAAUGAAAUGUUAUGAACCAGUAUCGUGUUAUCACUUUAUCUAGUGAUAUUUGUUACAAUAUUUGUGCCAACAGUGAACAUUGUAUGGUGGCAGUGUAUUUCUAUGCAAACUGUUUUCUUUGUAUUAGUUUACCGUACUUUUAAUUUCAAAAAGGAAGUGUGAUAAGUAGUAAAUAUGUUAGUUGAUUUCAAAUACGGGCUGUGUAUUAGUUUUAAAUUUCAGCGAAAAUUACUUUUUCUUGCAAAUUUUGCUACAAGUGACACCUUGUUAUUCUGGAAUAGUUUGUGUAUUAAUACGGCUGCCGCAUAUUUGUGGUGUGCUUAUUUUACAUUUUCUAUUUUAUAACUUAUACAAUUACUGAUUUGUUGCUUCAGUUUCGUACAUAUUUUAGUUUGUUUUUAUGGCUUUUUUUAAUACCAAACGAGAAAUAUAAAAGUACAAGGUAGGCACUUUUGGUUUUUUUUAUUUCAUAACUACGCAGCAUGCACGAUUGUGUUCUUGGCGCAUUCUGUAGUACCUACGUAAAGUAACAUUCUUUUAAGCAGCUAGUUUCAUAUUAGCAAGGACCAUUACUGUUAACUGUAGGUCUUCCUAAAUUGAAGUUGGUAUAGAUCAUCUAUAAUAAUUCGAACUGAUUUUACAGGAAUACUAUUUAGUUUCACUUUAGUUUAAUGUUCAAGGAAUUUUCAUUUUUUUUAGAUGUUUCUUAAUCCUUAAUAAGGUAAAAGUGAGUUCUUUGCUAAAGUUGUCAAUAGCAUUUUUAAAAGUCAGGUGAAUAUAUAAGUUUUCUUGUAGAAAUUUAAUUUAUAAUAAUUUUUUAAUUUAUAGUAUAUUUAUAGUUCGUGAUAACUUCAUUAGUAAAUUUCAUUGUAUGCCUAAACUAGAGGUCUUUUCUCUUGUCUUGCUAGUCUGAAUGUUUUUUUAUAUCUUUGUUCUUAGUUUUAUAUGCUC
Molecule: messenger RNA, 2982 nt
Organism: Photinus pyralis (common eastern firefly)
Lineage: Eukaryota; Metazoa; Arthropoda; Insecta; Coleoptera; Lampyridae
Gene: rin
Product: ras GTPase-activating protein-binding protein 2
Exons: 8
Coding region: 191-1933 (580 amino acids)
Cellular component (GO): ribonucleoprotein complex; cytosol
Molecular function (GO): mRNA binding
Source: RefSeq, a predicted model, not a curated record